This is a messenger RNA of Annulohypoxylon maeteangense, 1316 nucleotides long. Its product is annotated as manganese and iron superoxide dismutase. Gene Ontology annotation, molecular function: metal ion binding; superoxide dismutase activity. The record is from RefSeq and is a predicted model, not a curated record. Lineage: Eukaryota; Fungi; Ascomycota; Sordariomycetes; Xylariales; Hypoxylaceae. The transcript has 3 exons. Gene Ontology annotation, cellular component: mitochondrion. Bases 222 to 923 code for a protein of 233 amino acids. Gene Ontology annotation, biological process: superoxide metabolic process.
GCGAAAUCGUAACAUACCUACCUAGGUAGUACAUGUACAUGUAAUAAAGGAAAGGGCUGAGGGUAUUUUUUUUUUCUUGAUGCGGGAGUAACCGAGAUAUCCAUUUACUUAAUAUUUUAACAUCUGCCAACAUUGAAUUCGUUCUCUUUAUAUGUCCUUGGUUAAAAAACAUCGUAACUUUAUACCUCCCAUUACCCCGCCUUUGUUGCCCUAUUAAGAAGAUGGCGGCAUCACUGUUUCGAACUGCUCUGGCUGCCAGGGCCGCUCUGCGAGUUAAUUCCGUCAAAACCGGCGCAACGGCUCUAGCCAGCACGUCCUUCACUAGAGGCAAAGCUACAUUGCCCGACUUGUCUUACGACUAUGGCGCUCUCGAACCCCACAUCUCCGGCAAAAUCAUGGAGCUUCACCACAAAGGUCACCACCAAGCUUACGUCAAUGGCUUAAACACCGCGCUGGAAACUAUUGAAGAAGCUAAGGCCAAGGGAGACUUUUCCCAAGCUGCCGCUGCCGCUCCUCUACUCAACUUCAACGGCGGUGGACACAAGAAUCAUACGCUGUUCUGGGAAAACCUGGCCCCUAGCAACAAAGGUGGUGGUGGUGAGCCAGAGGGUGCUCUAAAGUCCGCCAUCGACAAAGACUUCGGAUCCUUCGGUACUCUCCAGACGCAAAUCAACACGGCCCUGGCUGGCAUUCAGGGAAGCGGCUGGGCUUGGCUGGUCAAGGACAAGUCGGCCGGCACCUUACAAGUCAUCACCAAGCCAAACCAGGACCCCGUCACCGGCAACUUCAUUCCGCUGCUAGGCAUUGACGCUUGGGAGCAUGCUUACUAUCUCCAAUACCAGAACCGCAAGGCCGAAUACUUCAAGGCGAUCUGGAAUGUCAUAAGCUGGGGUACUGUCGCUCAGAGAUUGAACCAGGCUUGAAGCGUGAUAGCUUCGCUUCUGUAAACUAGACGACAACGAAUCAGGCUAAAAGAUCAGAGAAAUACCUACGUCUCGUAUCGUCUGUCAGUUAAUAUGAAUUAAUUUGCAUCUCUCGACUUAUUAUCCAAUGCUCUGCGGUCGUAUCACGCACGCGCUUUUAACGGAGACACCGCCGUCUCCGGUAGUAUCUCACCUGAUUAUGGGAAAUAUUAUUAACUAACCUACAUAUGUAGAUACUCAUACUACAGCUGUAUUCCACUCAUAAGUUUCUGGCCAUCCUUUCCGCACGCCUAAUAAACUGCAGGUGAUCCUAUUGCGUGCUGUCAUUCUUACACAAGUUCUCGCGAUCGCUUAUUAUCUCCUCGGCCAGGUCCGCGCACACUGUUCCCUACU